AUCUGCAGAACGCAAAAUGAACAAUUAUCUAAGUCAUGUGGCAACGCGGCUGGCUCUCAACAAAUUGUCUCUAAAUAUUAACAAAACAGCUUAUAUAACCUUUGGGAACUAUCGUGAUAGCGUACCAGCAAAUAUUUGCAGCGAAAAGCGGCCGUAACCUUAGACGUAUCAGUCCAUUGUCGUUGAAUGACAAGAAAGCAGCAUUGUUUUUUUCCUUGACCGUUGCGCCUUCUCUGCAGCGGUUUGUCAGUGUCAUUGUUGCACAAGAAUUUUCAAAUACGAGCGGCGCAUGAAAGCAUGAAAACAGACGAGAUAUUUUUUCCGUCUUCCAACAGCUACUCGACUUGGUGUGCCGAGCUAUCUCUGGAAACAAGUCACUGGGAAAUUAUACUCCGAGGAGGUCUCCCAACAAAUAAAGAUGUUUCCACCGGAAAUUUGGGAAAAGAUAUUGGGUUACACAGAGGCAGCCUCGCUUAUAAGACUAAAGACUGUGUGUUGCAUGUGGAAUGAAAUCAUCACAAAGCAUUUGCAGGAAUCAAAUGCCUGGUAUAGACAGUGCAAAAAUGACAUACCAGAGAAGUACUGGCUCAUGCUGCUGGAAAACUCGUUGCACUCAACAACAUUGCUGAGACAUGAGAAAAGUAACAGCGACAAAAAGACCAACUAUAAAAUUUGGCUAACGAUGUAUAGAGCUUGGAUCAAGUGGUGCAAUGUUCAGAAUUUCAAUAUGCACACUUUUCAUGAAUUUAAACCUAUUCCUGAUCAUCGACCGUCUGAGCGUAUUACAUGCUGUACGGUUCUAGGAGAAUUAGCUGCUGUUGGUUCAACAGAGGGAUAUAUUAGAAUAUAUAAUUUACGUACAAAUCAGCUUGUAUUCAGGGUUGAUCAAUACGAGCAAGUUAAAGAUGUGAAAUUAUGUGUUCAAGGGAAGAAGCAUGAUAAAAUUGUACUAAUUGCAACUUCAAUUUGCAAUAAAAGUAGGGUUUGGGAUAUAACUAGUCAAAGAAGCUUGCUACUUAGAUCAGGGGAUGUGAUAUGUGCUGGUUAUGGAUACUACUGUACAACGUUAUAUAAUGAUAAAAUUAUCGUAUAUGAUGCCACAACUGAAGAUUGUUAUCCUACUAGAUUGUUUAUUCAAGACUUGAACAAUAGAAAAUUAAGUAGUACUAAAUAUGUGAACAUGAUAAUCAAUAGGAAUGAGUUAUGCUUUUUGACAGAUAAUGGUCUCUAUUGUCAGUUGGAUUUAAAGGAUAUUAGUCAGUUAUCCACAUUUUUGUACACGCCGGAUGUAAAGUCCAUUGGGGUUCCAAAAAACCAAAAAGUACGGCAAUAUUAUUUAUUCAACCCAUGUGUUGCAUUUUGUGUUACAGAAAGGGGUCAUUUAGGUAUAUCAGUAUAUAAAACUAAAUGGCAGAUGUAUAAUACUUUUCCAUUUCUGGAAGGUUCAGUUACUGCCAUACUGUUUCAUGUCAGAAUCUUAGUUAUUGGAUUAGAUUCAGGUGAUGUAUGUUUAUUUUAUGUUGAGAAUGAAUCAGCAUUGAGGACAAUCAAUUUCAAAAGCAAAAAAUCCAAAAGGAUUCAUGUUGCUUCUGAACCUAUCGUUUCUGUAAAUAUUAUGGAAAUCUUGGGUGAUCAAAGACUACUAGUUGCAACCAAAAGUACUAUUUACCAUAUCAAACUCCAUUCUGUUGCAAACUAAUCUAUUGAGUUACUGUUUAUGUAUACCUAGUUUAUAAUUAAUUUUUUAUGGUCAGGGCUUUAAGGCAUUAUACAUUUUUUAAGGGGUUCAGAAAAUAAUGAAUUGAUUAUUUAUUUACAUUUCGUUUUUUAAUUUUGUAUUAAAUAUAUUAUAAAAAAAAUAAAUUAAUUUUAUAAAGAAUAUAUGCCAUGAUAUUAACAGUACUAAUAAAAAGAAUUGAAACUAUAAAUUUUAA
Nasonia vitripennis (jewel wasp) is the source of this 1934-nucleotide messenger RNA. RefSeq lists its product as uncharacterized. Bases 419 to 1699 code for a protein of 426 amino acids. The transcript is spliced from 8 exons. Gene Ontology annotation, molecular function: protein binding. NCBI's taxonomy places the organism in Eukaryota, Metazoa, Arthropoda, Insecta, Hymenoptera, Pteromalidae. The record is from RefSeq and is a predicted model, not a curated record.